Messenger RNA from Numida meleagris (helmeted guineafowl), 2482 nucleotides. It is a transcript of the gene LTA4H, whose product is annotated as leukotriene A4 hydrolase. Lineage: Eukaryota; Metazoa; Chordata; Aves; Galliformes; Numididae. Gene Ontology annotation, cellular component: nucleus; cytosol. Gene Ontology annotation, biological process: peptide catabolic process; proteolysis; leukotriene biosynthetic process. The record is from RefSeq and is a predicted model, not a curated record. The transcript has 19 exons. Gene Ontology annotation, molecular function: epoxide hydrolase activity; aminopeptidase activity; leukotriene-A4 hydrolase activity. The coding region runs from base 272 to 2104 and encodes 610 amino acids.
GCGUGAGGGGCGGGAGUGGGCACGGCGCGGGGGUUCGGGGUCAGCUUGGUGCGCUCCGACUUUUCCGUUUCUUGGCCCCGGCCUCUCCACUGACCGCUCUCCUGGCUCUUCCAUCCCUGCCGGCGGUGUUUUCCCCUUAAAAUGGCGAAGGAGGAAUAAGGAAUAGGAACAAGACAUUAGAACGCCGCGCUUACGGCUCUCUCCCCAUCUUUUUACUCUGCCUGCUACUUUCGUAGAUAGUGCAAUUUAAAAUGCGAGCCUCGUGAGCUUUAUGUAUAUAAACAAAGCGAGGUUUUGGUCUCCUGGGAUUUGUUUGCUUCGUUUCCUGCGAACUCCCCUUUCAGCCUUUAACUUCAGUAUCGCUGCCCUCAGAGUCCAGUUCCCAGCGCUCGGCAUGGUUGCUUUGCCUUCCUACCUGAAAAAUGUCUUGGAUACAAAAGACCUCCAGGUGUUUAAAGUGACUGUAAACGGACAGGAUGCAAAAUUUGCUUUUGGAGAAAAGCACAGCUUCAAGGGGACCCCCCUGGAAAUCACGCUGCCCUUUGAGAUGAGAAGGGGACAAGAAGCAAUUAUCGAAAUUUCCUUUGAAAGCUCUCCAAAGUCUUCAGCUCUCCAGUGGUUUACUCCAGAGCAAACUUCUGGAAAGAAACACCCAUUUCUCUUCAGCCAGUGCCAGGCUAACCAUUGCAGAGCCAUUCUUCCUUGCCAAGACACACCUGCUGUGAAACUAACGUACUAUGCUGAGGUCUCUGUUCCCAAAGAGUUGGUGGCUCUCAUGAGUGCCAGUCGCGACGGAGAGAUGCCUGACCCAGAGGACAGCAGUCGAAAGAUAUACCGAUUCAGUCAGAAUGUUCCCAUACCUUCCUACUUAAUUGCUUUAGUGGUUGGAGAUUUAGAAAGCAGAAAGAUUGGACCAAGGACACUGGUGUGGGCUGAAAAGGAGCUAGUGGAUAAAUCGGCCUAUGAAUUUGCUGAGACUGAAGCUAUGCUGCAAACAGCUGAAGAUUUAGCAGGACCCUAUGUGUGGGGACAGUAUGAUUUGUUAGUCUUACCACCUUCUUUUCCUUACGGUGGUAUGGAGAAUCCUUGCCUUACUUUUGUAACUCCUACCCUACUGGCAGGUGAUCGAUCUCUAUCAAAUGUUAUUGCUCAUGAAAUCUCUCACAGUUGGACAGGAAACUUGGUAACAAACAAAACAUGGGAGCAUUUUUGGCUGAAUGAGGGACAUACUGUAUACCUGGAACGCAGGAUUGGUGGUCGGUUGUUUGGUGAGCAGUUCAGGCACUUCAAAGCCUUGGGAGGUUGGAGGGAACUGCAGAAUGUGGUAAAUAAUAUUGGAGAUAAAAAUCCCAUAACUAACCUCGUCCCUAAUCUGAAUGAAGUAGAUCCUGAUGUUGCCUAUUCAUCUGUUCCUUAUGAGAAAGGAUUUGCUUUGCUUUUUUACCUUGAACAACUUCUUGGAGGACCAGAUGUCUUCAUGGGCUUCUUGAAGGCUUAUAUUCAGCAGUUUGCAUAUAAGAGCAUAGUAACCGAAGACUGGAAGACAUUCUUGUACUCCUACUUCAAGGAUAAGGUAGAUGUUCUGGAUAAAGUUGACUGGAACUCUUGGCUGCAUGCUCCAGGAAUGCCACCAGUGAAACCUACGUAUGAUAUGACACUAACAAAUGCCUGUGUUGCCUUGAGCCAAAGAUGGAUCAAAGCAAAAGAGAGUGAUCUGGGUUCAUUCAGCUCAGCAGACCUGAAGGGAAUAUCAUCUCAUCAGCUGAUUGAGUUCCUGGCACUGUUGCUCCUGGAGGCUCCUCUUCCGUUGUCGCAUGUCAAACGAAUGCAGCAAGUAUAUGACUUCAAUGCUGUAAGCAAUUCUGAAAUACGAUUCAGGUGGCUGCGCCUCUGCAUCCAGUCCAAGUGGGAAGAGGCAAUUCCUCUGGCUCUAAAAAUGGCAACAGAACAAGGCAGGAUGAAGUUUACUCGACCCUUGUUCAGGGACCUUUACAAUUUUGACAAGUCUCGAGAUCUUGCUGUCAAGACAUUCCUGGAGCAUAGAGCCUGUAUGCACCCAGUCACCUCAAUGCUUGUGGGCAAAGACUUGAAACAGGAUGAGUGACAGACUUACUGAUUCCUUUGAAGCUUUCUAAUUGCUGAAAAAAAGACUGAUUCUGCAAACUGUUCAUAUGCAUGCUUGAUUAUGCCAUAAAAUGUUUUGCUGCUUUGGUACUAAUUUAGCUCAAAAUGGACUUCCAGAUCACAAUACUUCCUAUUUUGCACCCACAUGUAAUACUGUAAAAAUCACUUAAUCUCUGGAACUAGGAGAAAGGUUUUCUUGCAAGCAAUUGGUAGAACACAAAAAAAUGUUCUGAGAUGUAAUCAUUUGUCAAUCAUGGAAUUUAAAAACCUGGAAAGGGCACGGCUUUCUUUUUUGUAGCAAUAUGCAAUUAAAACUUCAAGUAUCUGGCAACUGAAAAAUAAAUCUUUUUAUUGCUCA